AUGUCGAACACGAAAUGUCCUCUAGGUGACUUUGGGCCUGCGCCCGACGGCCUCGAUUUGUGUGCAAACAAAAACGCCACCAUCAUCGGACCCGUGGUGGUGGUGUUGGUCAUCAGCUUCGGAGCUGUCGCUGUGCGCAUCAGCUGUCGCUAUUCCAUAGCUCGAAAAAAUUCCCGCGGCUUUCUGGCAGUGGAUGACUACCUUGUGAUCGCUGCGCUGAUCAUGGCUGUCAGCAUGGGCAUCUGCUGCUUCAUCGGCGUGCAAUUCGGAGGCGGACAGCACCUCUGGGCGAUAACUGUCAGCAAGUUCGACGACCUGUGGAAGACGCUCUUCGCUUUCAUUCUCAUCUACGUCGCCGGCGUCUCCCUGACCAAAGCCUCCAUCAUGCUCUUUUACCGCCGCCUCUUUGGUUCCAGCACUGCUUGGUGGGUCGUCUUUACCCUGAUUGGGGGUUAUUUUGUCGCCAUCACGGUGACAGCCCUGGCUGCUUGUCAACCGCUGUCGUAUUUCUGGGGAAAGUACACAGAUCCCAACGCAACCGGCUCCUGCAUCGAUACCCCGAAGUUUUUCCUCAUUAACGGCAUCUGCGCCAUGCUGAUAGACGUCUUGAUCCUCGUUGUUCCGCUGCCAACCAUUUACGGUCUCAACAUGCCUCCUGGAAAGAAGGCCAUGGUGUCUGGUAUCCUGCUGCUAGGUUCUUUUGUUGUCCGCAUCAUUGCACUAGAUCACUUCACAAAGGACGAAGAUGUCGUCUGGGCCAUGGCUGAGGUGUUUGUGUGGUCUUGCUGCGAGCCUUGCGUUGGCAUUGUCUGUGCAUGUCUCCCGACCUACGGGCCCCUAUUUGCCCGCUUCAAGUGGUUUCGCCAAGUAUCAUACAAGGCAAGCUUUCCGCCAACAGGGAAGGGAGCUGAGCGCUCCAACGUCUUGAUAACCAUUGGCGGCUCACGCCAGCCCGCAACAACCGGGAACGUUACCACCAAGAGCAGUGGAUGGAGUCGUUUGACUAGGGGAAACGACACCAGCAAGCAGUCGAGCGUUUUCCGCUCUCGUCCCGACGAAGAUGAAGUCGAGCUCACUACAAACAUACAGGGCAGCAAGAGACCCGAACGUGACGCAUACGGAGCACAUGUCGACGAAAUUGCGCGCUCCACAACGCAAGCCAGCGACAGUGACGGGGACGAGCAGAAGAAUAUGCAAGUUCUCGUAAAAACGGAUGUACGUUGGGAGGUCGAGUCCAGAAAAUGA
Molecule: messenger RNA, 1245 nt
Organism: Grosmannia clavigera kw1407
Lineage: Eukaryota; Fungi; Ascomycota; Sordariomycetes; Ophiostomatales; Ophiostomataceae
Product: pth11-like integral membrane protein
Exons: 5
Coding region: 1-1245 (414 amino acids)
Source: RefSeq, a predicted model, not a curated record